This is a messenger RNA of Esox lucius (northern pike), 1794 nucleotides long. It is a transcript of the gene tinagl1, whose product is annotated as tubulointerstitial nephritis antigen-like 1. Gene Ontology annotation, biological process: proteolysis. Gene Ontology annotation, cellular component: lysosome. The transcript is spliced from 12 exons. NCBI's taxonomy places the organism in Eukaryota, Metazoa, Chordata, Actinopteri, Esociformes, Esocidae. The coding region runs from base 208 to 1629 and encodes 473 amino acids. The record is from RefSeq and is a predicted model, not a curated record. Gene Ontology annotation, molecular function: peptidase inhibitor activity; cysteine-type peptidase activity.
AACCCAAUGACUUAGACCCACAGUGCCUGAGUGAAAGAGAAGAGAAAGAGAGUGAAGGAGAAAGAGGGACAGACUUUCUCUACCUGUGUGAAUCAGUAACUGGGAGCUAUAGCAAAGAACUACAACAUAUCAGCUUUCACUGGACUGUGUUUUUCCAUUGGAUUACAAACAACAGGUUAUUUCACUGAACACUCAACUAGGGCAAAAAUGAAGCUUCUAUUGGCCAUAGCAGUGGUGCUCCUCCUUGUGGUGAUGGAAGGUAUGGCAGCCAGAGGCACUUCUAGGAGGACCAAGAGGGAGCUGAUGAGCCCACUGCACAUGGGGGGCAUCAGAGACCCGUUUGGGUCCUACUGCGAGCGGCGGGGGGGCUGCUGUCCGGGCCGGGACGACCAGUGUACCGUGCCUUAUCUGGACACCAUCUGUUACUGCGACCUGUUCUGUAACCGGACCGUCUCUGACUGUUGCCCCGAUUUCUGGGGUCACUGUCUGGGCAUCUCACCCCCUUUCAUUGGGACGUGUGAAAGAAAUGGCCACAAAUUCCUCUCUGGACAAACAUACAAAGACAACUGUAACUUAUGUACAUGUGGAACAACCGGCCGUUGGGAAUGUGAGCAACAGGCGUGUCUGAUAGAGAGGGACCUGAUACAGGGUGUCAACAGAGGAAACUAUGGCUGGCGUGCAGCCAACUACAGUCAGUUCUAUGGCAUGUCUCUGGACGAGGGCCUGAGGUACCGCCUGGGGACACAGAGGCCAUCCAGGACCAUCAUGAACAUGAACGAGAUGCAGAUGAAUAUGGAUUCUCAGAACGACCAUAUACCUCAGUACUUCAAUGCAGCAGAGAAGUGGCCCGGAAAGAUCCACGAACCCCUCGACCAAGGCAACUGUGCAGCCUCCUGGGCAUUCUCUACUGCAGCGGUGGCGUCAGAUCGAAUCUCUAUCCAAUCUAUGGGUCACAUGACCCCACAGCUGUCGCCCCAGAAUCUAAUUUCCUGUGACACACGCAACCAAGGGGGCUGUGCAGGAGGACGUAUCGAUGGAGCCUGGUGGUAUCUGAGACGUAGAGGUGUUGUGACAGAGGAGUGCUACCCAUUCUCUGCCCCCCAGCAGACGCCAGCAGAGGUUGGCCGCUGUAUGAUGCAGAGUCGCUCUGUGGGACGAGGGAAGAGACAGGCUACAGCACGCUGCCCAAGCACACAUACGUACCACAACGACAUCUACCAAUCAACACCUCCUUACAGGCUAUCAUCAAAUGAGAAGGAGAUCAUGAAGGAGAUUAUGAAUAACGGCCCAGUGCAAGCCAUUCUGGAGGUUCAUGAGGACUUCUUCGUCUACAAGAGUGGGAUCUACAAGCACACAGACGUCAGCUCCACCAAACCACCACACCACCGCAAACACAACACACACUCCGUCAGGAUCAUAGGAUGGGGAGAGGAGAGGAACUAUGAUGGGACAAUGAAGAAGUACUGGAUUGCUGCCAACUCAUGGGGGAAGAACUGGGGAGAGAACGGCUACUUCCGAAUUGCCCGCGGGGAGAAUGAGUGUGAGAUUGAGGCGUUUGUGAUCGGCGUGUGGGGCCGGGUCACUAUGGAAGACAUGCAGAACCAUCACCACCAUAACCGACGCAAGUAGAGACAGACUCUAAGAACCCAGCAUCCAUGGAGACCCCGCCCUCUUACCCUCCCUAGCCUGGGAGAAUGACACAACCAUCCCCAAAACACCCACCCUCUUACCCUCCCUAGCCUGGGAGAACGACACAACCAUCCCCAAAACACCCACCCUCUUACCCUCCCUAGC